UACACAUACAAUUUCCUAAUGGUGCAACUUCAACAACCUUUGCUUUUCUUUUUGUUCUUCCUCAUACUUCAUCUAUAUGCAACAGGGGUGAUUUCAGCAAAUUUUACUAUAGUUAACAAAUGUAACUACACUGUAUGGCCAGCUUCAACUCUAAGUGGAAGCGGUUUCGUUUUAAAACCGGGUGAGACUUCCACAAUCACUAUACCCGCCAAAUGGGAUGGUUUUGUCUGGGGCCGGACACUCUGCACGACAGAUUCAACCACUGGGGGCUUCUCUUGCAUCACUGGUGAUUGUGGCACGGGAAAAGUUAAAUGUGAAGGCCGCGGAUCCCCACCUGCUACACUGGCGAAAUUCAGAUUGAACGGUCCAAACAAUCAAGAUUUUUAUGACAUCAGCAUUUUAGACGGUUACAACAUUCCAAUGGAGGUAGUUCCCUCCACUGGAAAGUGUAACAACACGAGUUGUCCCGUGGAUCUAAACACGGGGUGUCCAACGAAGUUGAAGGUGACACAAAAUGGAACAGUUGUGGCAUGUAAAAGUUCUUGUUGGGGAAAUUGUAACGAGACAAGUGCAGAUGUUAAUGUUAAGAUAUUCAAGACGGCGUGCCCUCAAGCCUAUAUUUUAACGAAUGAUGUCAAGACGUUUUCCUGUUCGCAUACUGAUUACCAAGUGGUCUUUUGUCCGGCCUCCGGUAACGUCAGGUUAGAAAAUACUCUCAUAUCUUUUACGCUUAAGAAGGAAAUAAAAUACUUCAAAAAUCAGUUCAAUUGA
Messenger RNA from Medicago truncatula (barrel medic), 771 nucleotides. Its product is annotated as pathogenesis-related thaumatin-like protein 3.5. The record is from RefSeq and is a predicted model, not a curated record. The coding region runs from base 19 to 771 and encodes 250 amino acids. The transcript has 2 exons. NCBI's taxonomy places the organism in Eukaryota, Viridiplantae, Streptophyta, Magnoliopsida, Fabales, Fabaceae.